CCACGAUGUGCUAACGAUUUUCAUCGUCGUCCUUUCUCAGCCAAAGAAACUAAAUUGGGAUGUCAAAUUCAAGAACAUGACAUCCACCGGAAGUUUCCCUGAACCCUCCCAACAGAGCGAGUCUCUGACCAGGCGACUGGCCGGCCCCUCAGUUACCAAGGCAGGGCUCGCUCAUGACCAAACUGAAAUCAACCGCAUCAUCCUUGAGGCUUCCAAGGGAUCCAAGUUCUACGAGAAUGAGAAACGCAAAGACAAGGAGUUGACAGAGAAGAUCAAUAGGAUACUUCAAGAGAAGGAGGAAGCGAUGCUCGGGGCAGACAUGGCAAAGUUGGAGGCAAUGGCCGAUCAGCAGAUUAUGAAGCUUGAAAGCGAACGAGACCUGUCCCAGUUCAUUGUCCACGUUGACAUGGACGCGUUUUACGCAAAUGUCGAGAUUCUCCGAGAUCCCAGUCUCAAAGGAAAGCCGUUUGCUGUUGGUCGCGGGGUCAUGAGCACCGCAUCGUACGAGGCCCGCAAGUAUGGCGUUCGCUCGGGCAUGGCAGGAUUCAUUGGCAAGAAAUUGUGUCCCCAGCUCAUCUUCGUCCCUGCGCACUUCGAUUUAUAUUCGAAGACUUCCGCUCAAAUCAUGUCAAUAUUCCGGAGAUACGACCCAACUAUGUGUCCCGCUGGUGUUGAUGAAGCGUAUCUGAACGUCACCGCUUACUGUAAACAGCAUGGCAAAACCGUGGACGAAGUCGUCUCCGAAAUGCGGAAAGCUGUAUUUGACGAGACUCAGCUGACUGUCAGUGCCGGGAUAGCACCCAACAAGAUGCUAGCCAAGAUUUGCUCAGACAAGAACAAACCUAAUGGCCAAUUCAAGCUCGAAUUCGAGCCUGAUUCAAUCAAAGCUUUCAUGCAUUCUCUUUCGAUCCGCAAAGUACCUGGAGUCGGGAGGGUCAACGAACGGCUUCUAGACUCGAUAGGGAUCAGAACGUGUGGGGAUAUCUACCAACAGCGAGGGGUGAUAGCCUUGAUGGACAAACGUUUCGGACUAGACUUCCUCCUUCGCGUUUAUCUUGGAAUUGCUUCGAAUCACGUCGCUCCUCACGCUCGCGAGGAGAGAAAGAGCAUAGGGGCUGAGAGAACGUUUUCUACACUGGAUUCUAAUCAUGCAGAUCCAAAGAAAGGAAGCGUCGCCAUUGUGGCCAAGCUCGAAGAAGUGGCUGAAGAGCUCGUGGAGGACAUGAAGAGGGAAGGCUGGGUUGGAAAAACAGUUACAUUAAAAUACAAGUUAGACACCUACCAAACGUUCACCAGGGCCAAGCAGUUCUCCAAGUGGAUCACAACGAAGGAAGAACUUUUUAAUACGGGAAAGGAGUUACUGUUGUCAAGAUUUCCCUUAAGACUCAGGCUCAUAGGCUUGAGGCUGACGAGGCUGAAAGACCUGCGAGCGGAGUCGAAGUCUACGGGUAUCAAGCGAUUUUUCGAACCCAUUAAGCAACAGCAGGACAGAGACGAUGCUCAUGGCCCUCGUAAACGGAGACGUCUUGACCCAGAACUUGAAGAGGCAGACGACGAGCCCCCAGGGUCGCAAGAUUGUAUGCCCGGCUUCCACGAACACGAUGAAAGGGACAUCGAGCUGGCAGCAUUCGACGAUGACGGAUUCGAGGAGGAAGGAUUUGCUAUUGUUGAAGACCCGAAAUCCAUCUCACACACCCCCAAACAUGGUCCUGGCAAGGAUCCCAAACGACCUAGGCCACCUGUAUCGGCCCCGGCUUGCAGCCCGCCAAAUCACAUACCCCCCCAAACCGACCAAGCCCCUGUGCGGACGAGGGCCAUCAGUAUCGGGCCCAUAAGCGAAUCUGCUGGGAGAGACGGCGUUUUUCUACCACCGCCGCCAGAAGAGCCGCCUGAGCAAGACUUACAGGAAUGCCCUAUAUGUGGGCGAAAACUACGGACCGAUAAUCAGGGGUUGAACUCGCAUAUCGAUUUUUGCCUCAGUCGAGACGCUAUUUGGGACGCUCAGACCGAAACUGUUCAGAGUGCCGGCCGUUCUGGCCAUGCGAGAGCCAAUAGCGAGGAUAGAGAUGGCAAGAGGAUCACGGCUCACUUGGGUAAAUCGAGUCACAAGCGCCCGACUGGUGCCAAGGGCAAAAACGCCUCAACAGGAUCCAGGCAAGGGGUGUUGCAGUGGGUGAAACAGGAGAGCAGGAAGAAGUAAGAGCGAAUUGGGCAGUUUCCUGUUGGAUUUUAUUUUUGGGGUAACAUAUAAUGGCAAUUUCAAUGAGGGUAAAUAGGUGCACAACGACGUGGAUUUA
Messenger RNA from Coprinopsis cinerea okayama7#130, 2297 nucleotides. RefSeq names its product DNA polymerase IV. Gene Ontology annotation, cellular component: nucleus. Lineage: Eukaryota; Fungi; Basidiomycota; Agaricomycetes; Agaricales; Psathyrellaceae. Gene Ontology annotation, biological process: error-prone translesion synthesis. Gene Ontology annotation, molecular function: DNA-directed DNA polymerase activity; damaged DNA binding. The transcript has 15 exons. The coding region runs from base 77 to 2200 and encodes 707 amino acids. The record is from RefSeq and is a predicted model, not a curated record.